Merops nubicus (carmine bee-eater) is the source of this 753-nucleotide messenger RNA. Its product is annotated as putative inactive maltase-glucoamylase-like protein. The annotation marks the transcript as partial. The record is from RefSeq and is a predicted model, not a curated record. Gene Ontology annotation, molecular function: alpha-1,4-glucosidase activity; carbohydrate binding. The transcript has 6 exons. Gene Ontology annotation, biological process: carbohydrate metabolic process. Lineage: Eukaryota; Metazoa; Chordata; Aves; Coraciiformes; Meropidae.
AUGGCCAAGAGGAAGUUCAGUGGGCUGGAAGUCACCCUGAUUGUCCUCAUCUGCCUGGUGACGAUCAUAGCCUGUAUCCUCAUUGGGCUUUUAGCAUCAGGACAAUCCGGAACCAAAACCACAGAAUUUUCACCAAAAUGUCCAAAAAUAUUAGCAGCAGAGAGAAUUGACUGCAUCCCAGAUCAACUGGCAACAAAGAGCACCUGCACCUUGCGUGGCUGCUGCUGGAGUCCCCAGAGCGAUACUAACAUGCCCUGGUGUUUUUUCCCUUCAAACCAUGGGUACAAAGUGGAUGGGUCAACAAAACCAACUCAGGCAGGAUUCGAGACCACUCUAACCAGGCUACCAUCACCUUCCCUUUUUGGAAAUGAUAUUGACACUGUCCUCCUCACUGGAGAGUAUCAGACACCAAAUCGCUUCCGGUUCAAGAUCACUGAUCCCUAUACCCAAAGAUUUGAGGUCCCUCAUCAGCAUGUGCAACCUUUCACUGGAUCUGCUGCCUCCAAUUUAAACUACAAAGUGGAUGUGAAGCCGAAUCCCUUUGGCAUCGUGAUGACCAGAGUGAGCAAUGGUAGAGUGCUGUUUGAUACUACCAUAGGACCACUUCAGUAUGCUGACCAGUUUUUACAGCUGUCAGUCAAACUACCCAGCAGCAACAUCUAUGGUGUGGGAGAGCACGUGCAUAAACAGUACCGGCACGAUGUUAACUGGAAGACCUGGCCCAUGUUCACCAGGGAUAUUGGCCCCUCUGGA